GACUCCCAGCAUGCACCUCGCGGCCGGCCCUCAGUGGAAGCGGGAACCCAGGCGGACCUGGGAGUGUGGCAGCGAGGAAGGGGCAAGCCACGGACUGUGGAGCCGAGACUCGCUCCCGCCACCCUUUCUCGAGGCUGUGGCCUCCGCGAGGGCCGAGCGGGCCGCACCGCCGGCCGUGCGACUGCCCCAGACACGGUCCCCGCUUCUAGCCCGCCUAAGCCUACCUGUCGGGGGUUGCUGACUCGUUUCCUCCCCAAGUUUCCCGCGGGAACUAACGCUUGAAGAGGACCAACCGCAGCCCAGAGCUUCGCAGACCCUGCCAACCACAGGCGAGGUUGAGAGCCGGGCGGGCCGCGCUGAGAGAGCGUCCCAUCUGUCCUGGAAAGCCUGGGCGGGUGAAUUGGGACCCCGAGGGAAGCAGAGGAGUUCGGCGGGGUGCGGAAGUGCCCAGGCCCCUCCCCGCUGGGGUUGAGAGCUUGGGCGUGCCAGCUUCACCCUUCCCAAGUUCGCUUCAGGUGUCUGGGCCCAGCCUCGGCCACCAUGUCCCGCCAGACCACCUCUGUGGGCUCCAGCUGCCUGGACCUGUGGAGGGAAAAGAAUGACCGGCUCGUUCGACAGGCCAAGGUGGCUCAGAACUCCGGUCUGACUCUGAGGCGACAGCAGUUGGCUCAGGAUGCACUGGAAGGGCUCAGAGGGCUCCUCCAUAGUCUGCAAGAGUGGCAUUUGAAAAAUGAUUUCCAGGAUGGUCUGAUCUGGAUAACUUUUUUGCACUUUCCAGACUCUCUGUCCAAAGGGCUCCCUGCCGCAGUUCCUGUUCUUCCCUUGGAGCUGACUGUCAUCUGCAACUUCAUUAUCCUGAGGGCAAGCUUGGCCCAGGGUUUCACAGAGGAUCAGGCCCAGGAUAUCCAGCGGGGCCUAGAGAGAGUGCUGGAGACACAGGAGCAGCGGGGGCCCAGGUUGGAACAGGGGCUCAGGGAGCUGUGGGACUCUGCCCUUCGUGCUUCCUGCCUUCUGCCAGAGCUGCUGUCUGCCCUGCACCGCCUGGCUGGCCUGCAGGCUGCCCUCUGGUUGAGCGCUGACCGUCUUGGGGACUUGGCCUUGUUGCUAGAGACCCUGAAUGACAGCCAGAGUGGAGCCUCUGAGGAUCUGCUGUUACUUCUGAAAACUUGGAGUCCUCCAGCUGAGGAAUUAGAUGCUCCGUUGACCCUGCAGGAUGCCCAGGGAUUGAAGGAUGUCCUCCUGACAGCAUUUGCCUACCGCCGAGGUCUCCAGGAGUUGAUCACAGGGAACCCAGAGAAGGCACUAAGCAGCCUUCAUGAAGUGGCCUCAGGCCUGUGUCCACGGCCUGUGUUGGUCCAGGUGUACACAGCACUGGGGUCCUGUCACCGUAAGAUGGGAAAUCCACAGAGAGCACUGUUGUACUUGGUUGCAGCCCUGAAAGAGGGAUCAGCCUGGGGUCCUCCGCUUCUGGAGGCCUCUAGACUCUAUCAGCAACUGGGGGACACAACAGCAGAGCUGGAAAGUCUGGAGCUGCUAGUUGAGGCCUUAAAUGUCCCUUACAGUUCCAAAGCCCCACCGUUUCUCAUUGAGGUAGAAUUACUACUGCCACCACCUGACCUAGCCUCACCCCUUCAUUGUGGCACUCAGAGCCAGGCCAAGCACGUACUAGCAAGCAGGUGCCUACAGACGGGGAGGGCAGAAGACGCUGCAGAGCAUUACUUGGACCUGCUGGCCCUGUUGCUGGAUAGCUCGGAGCCAAGGUUCUCCCCGCCCCCCUCCCCUCCAGGGCCCUGUAUGCCUGAGGUGUUUUUGGAAGCAGCGGUAGCACUGAUCCAGGCAGGCAGAGCCCAAGAUGCCUUGACUCUAUGUGAGGAGUUGCUCAGCCGCACAUCGUCUCUGCUACCCAAGAUGUCCCGGCUGUGGGAAAAUGCCAGAAAAGGAACCAAGGAACUGCCAUACUGCCCACUCUGGGUCUCUGCCACCCACCUGCUUCAGGGCCAGGCCUGGGUACAACUGGGUGCCCAAAAAGUGGCAAUUAGUGAAUUUAGCAGGUGUCUUGAGCUGCUCUUCCGGACCACACCUGAGGAAAAAGAACAAGGGGCAGCUUCCAACGGUGAGCAGGGAUGUAAGUCAGAUGUGGCACUGCAGCAGCUUCGGGCAGCCGCCCUAAUUAGUCGUGGACUGGAAUGGGUAGCCAGCGGCCAGGAUACCAAAGCCUUACAGGACUUCCUCCUCGGUGUGCAGAUGUGCCCAGGUAAUCGAGACACUUACUUUCACCUGCUUCAGACUCUGAAGAGGCUAGAUCGGAGGGAUGAGGCCACUGCACUCUGGUGGAGGCUGGAGGCCCAAACUAAGGGGCCACAGGAAGAUGCUACGUGGUCUCUCCCCCUGUACCUAGAAAGCUAUUUGAGCUGGAUCCGCCCCUCUGAUCGUGAUGCUUUCCUUGAAGAGUUUCGGACAUCUCUGCCAAAGUCUUGUGACCUGUAGCUGCCACGUUUCCAAGAACUUGAGCUGGGGCCCCAUUGGGCUGUCUCUCUGUGGGGAGGGCUUUCUGCUUCACCAUCGUUAGGAAUGUGACCAUUCCUAUAUAAUUCCUGAACUGGUGAGGUUGGUGGUAGGCCUGUGAAAUUUGCCCUAAUUACUACCAUUCUGGUUUUGGAGGAAAUAAUCUCUGCCACCACCAAGUCAUUGGCUUCGCUCGAGGCACCUUUCUUCCUGUUUCCCCUUUUCUUUUGUCGAGUAAAAUUUCAUAUUUAUC
This is a messenger RNA of Macaca mulatta (Rhesus monkey), 2758 nucleotides long. RefSeq names its product FA complementation group G (gene FANCG). NCBI's taxonomy places the organism in Eukaryota, Metazoa, Chordata, Mammalia, Primates, Cercopithecidae. Gene Ontology annotation, cellular component: Fanconi anaemia nuclear complex. Gene Ontology annotation, molecular function: protein binding. Gene Ontology annotation, biological process: interstrand cross-link repair. The record is from RefSeq and is a predicted model, not a curated record.